UUUUUCACGUAGCCGCUACGAGCAGAUUAUUUUGGGUGCACCAGAAGAGAAGAAGAAAAAAAGUGAAAAUCAUUUAAUUUUCUAAAUUGUAAUUUGUAAUUUAUUGUAAAUUUUACUAUUUUUCUCUCUAAUUGACGAUGUUACUGAGGCCAAAGAAGCUUGGAGGUAUAGUUUUAAAUCGUGUUUGCAAUUCAUUCAACUCAAACUAUGGCACUCAAUCAAAGCCACCGUCAAUGGUGUUAGAACGAUUGAAUUCUCGGGUUUUAAUCGGCGUACAUGGUGAAGAUGCUUCCGUUUUCCUUCAAGGACUUAUCACGAAUGACAUGAACCAUUUCGAGCACAGAACUGCGUCGAUCUAUGCUCAUCUUUUGAACACUUCUGGGCGAGUAUUAUUCGACUCGUUGAUUUACAAGUCGUCGGAAGAUAACAGAAACUUUUUAGUAGAAUGUGACACGGAAGCAGUUGACAAAGUCCGGAAACAUUUACGUAUAUUCAGAGUCCGGAAAAAAGUAGACAUUUCAGAUGUUGAUAAAAAAGUAUGGGUGAUGUUCUCAUCAAUAUCUAAUGGCUGUACGGUCCCUGCAGAUGAUACGCAACCAAAGCUAUUCAAGCUGUUCAAAGAUGCUAGGUUGUCCGAUCUAGGGUAUAGAAUAAUAACGGAUAGUGUAACAACAUCUUCUCAAAUACAGUCUGCUUUUUCGGUUGGUUUCCACUUUGAAAAUGAUGCGAUUUCGUACAAAGAGCAUCGUUAUAAGCUAGGAAUACCAGAGGGAAUCAAAGAACUUCCGUUGACUAAAUGUUUCCCACUCGAAAGUAACUGUGAUUAUAUGCAUGGAGUCAGUUUUCACAAAGGGUGUUACAUUGGCCAGGAACUAACAGCAAGAACUUACCACACGGGAACAACUCGCAAACGCAUAAUGCCAUUAUUUUUCAAAGAAUCAGUCCCGGAUUUACCCGAAAAUGCUUCGAUCGAAAACUCAGAAGGGCAAUUAGUAGGGAAAUUAAAAGGUGUCAAAAGAUUACAUGGAUUGGGUUUACUGCGCUUAGAACAUGUGCUCCCAAGUUAUCCAACUUUGAUCGUGGAUGGCAAAUAUUCAUGCCAGACUCAACGUCCUAAGUGGUGGCCAAAGGAGCAUACAAAAUCGACACAACAUUAAAUCCACAAUUCUGUUCACAAAAGAAUGUGUCCUGAAGAUCAAAACAAGGAUGGAUCUUCGAAAUUUUUUCGAUGUUCUAUUUGUGAUUUGUCUGAAAUGUACGAUCACUACGGAAAACAAAAACCCCAUCUGAAUAACUUGCGAUUUGAAGAAGACUGUUUCCUAAUGAGCGACCCUUUCGUGCCUCCACCAGCACUGCAGCAAUCCGCUUCGGUAGAAUAUUUCAUACUUCUGGGAA
Messenger RNA from Uranotaenia lowii, 1395 nucleotides. Its product is annotated as putative transferase CAF17 homolog, mitochondrial. The record is from RefSeq and is a predicted model, not a curated record. Gene Ontology annotation, cellular component: mitochondrial matrix. The transcript has 2 exons. Bases 138 to 1157 code for a protein of 339 amino acids. Gene Ontology annotation, molecular function: protein binding. Lineage: Eukaryota; Metazoa; Arthropoda; Insecta; Diptera; Culicidae.